AUGUUCGUCAGUGGCCGUCUACAGCACGGUCUAAUCCGAAGCUUGGAAGCCCCCCUGAGGGAACUCGGCCGCGAUUCUUCCGGAGAAAAGCUCAGCCAUAUUGGUGUGCUCAACAAUCAGUGGCGAGGCAUCAUGCGGGUUGGUUCUUUGGGUGAAAAAAUCAAGAGCUACCGAAUCGAGCUGCAGUUCUUAAUCUGCGGACUCAUUACCACCUCGAUUGUGUCCUCCUUAACCCCGACGACGACAACAGUCAUUGUACCAUUUUCCCCCGAGAUACCAGAUGGAAAAGUUAUGCCUUACAUCUCAGCAGAGAAUCAUCCAUGUGUCGGAUUUUACCCAAACUCAACACGCGUGGAUUUCAAGCGGUACUUCUGGCCCUUUCCUAAUGGCACUACCAUCUAUUCGGAUAUAAGCAGCGCCUACUGCCCAUCAACCAAGGCCUUGAUUCUGGCCCCCCAAAUCAACACAGUGGAUCCCGAACACUACGCCUACAUAGAUGCUGGGACAGCUGUUGCCCCAACGGCCAUGGGGACACCAAUUUCUAUUCUCAACGGAACGGCGAUCAAGGCGGUUUCUAACAAGUACAGUGUUUCACUCAUCAAAACGGAACAAUGCGUUCCCGUCAUGAGGACUAAUCCAGUCCGGUGCGAAAAGGGCGGCAGCAUUACUGUCAAAACUCACAGCGAGUUUGUUCUAACGCUUGAAGAUGGCUCGCAAAGUGCGUCAAUAUCGGGGUAUUCCAGAAACUUCUCUAGAGACAGCGGCAUGGCUAGCGCGAGUUUCAGGAAUUAUAAAGCCCAGUUUGCUACAAAUAUUGUUAUAGGUGGAUAUACAGACCCUGCAGGAGACACCCCUUUUGCCUCGUACAUUGCACAGGCAGUCAACGACCCGGACGUUGAGGCCGGACUCGGUGGCAGUUCCACAUACGCCGUAACGUGUUCCGUAGAUCCAACCGACGUUUUCGAAUACAGGAUGGUAACACUGGACACACAAGCUAUUGGACAGGGCAAAGGAAAAGAAUUCAACGUGGCCUACUAUGUAUCAGGCGGAGAAAUCUGUACGCCAGUCUCGCCAAGUACUAGCACCGUCCGGCUCGCAACGGUUCUCACUGCGAGCGAUUACUUCCUUAAUGAGCGGCAAUCUCUUGAUGGUUACAUGCAGACCCUCCUUGGCCUAGCCGGCACCAAUCGCGGGCCACCGUAUGCGUUUAACAACAGCAGAAACGCGCUUGAGGACGUCCUGGGGGUCUCAGCGGCGAUGGCAGUGUCUCGAAUUCCCAUGAACGGUAGCGUGAGCGCCGACGCAUUCAGGGAGAAAGGGGGGCCGGCACGGGUUACUGUUAAGAUCACGCGGCUAGGGAGCGAUAACUCGGAGAUACUCCUGUUGCUCAUACCACCGGUAUUAAGCCUCAUCCUUCUCUUGUACCAGUUUUCGAUGAGCUUUACGCUAAAGCUCCAGCCUGGAGGGGGCAGAACGGGAGAGACGUUGCUUGGCGAACAGCACCCGCAGCAAUAUGCUGCCGAAAACCUGGAGGAGCUGUUGCGGUUGAUAAGCUGGAAGGCGCGUUCAAAGCAGGUAAAGAAUUCAGGGCAGUGGACGGACGCAUCUCUAGAGGAUGUUUCUUUGGAAGAGAUGGGAAGCAUGAUUCCACUCCGGAGACUGGGUUCUGAGAUUUAA
Molecule: messenger RNA, 1677 nt
Organism: Colletotrichum spaethianum
Lineage: Eukaryota; Fungi; Ascomycota; Sordariomycetes; Glomerellales; Glomerellaceae
Exons: 1
Coding region: 1-1677 (558 amino acids)
Source: RefSeq, a predicted model, not a curated record